This is a messenger RNA of Chelmon rostratus (copperband butterflyfish), 774 nucleotides long. It is a transcript of the gene pfdn5, whose product is annotated as prefoldin 5. The transcript has 6 exons. Gene Ontology annotation, cellular component: cytoplasm; prefoldin complex. The record is from RefSeq and is a predicted model, not a curated record. The coding region runs from base 30 to 497 and encodes 155 amino acids. NCBI's taxonomy places the organism in Eukaryota, Metazoa, Chordata, Actinopteri, Chaetodontiformes, Chaetodontidae. Gene Ontology annotation, biological process: protein folding; regulation of DNA-templated transcription.
UCGAGGUCCUUUGGCAUCGCGGUUCCAACAUGGCGGUGAAUCUCGCAGAUCUCUCCCUGCCUCAGUUAGAGGGACUGAAAACCCAAUUAGAUCAGGAGAUCGAGUUCUUGACGACCUCAAUAGGUCAGUUCAAAAUUGUCCAGACCAAGUAUGUUGAAGCGAAAGAUAGUCUGAACGUCCUGAACAAAAACAACAAUGGAAAAGAAUUGCUCGUGCCACUUACCAGCUCUAUGUACGUCCCCGGAUCAUUGAAUGACGUGGAAACUGUUUUAGUGGAUGUUGGGACAGGAUACUAUGUAGAAAAGAAAGUGGAAGACUCAAAGGCAUUCUUCAAACGUAAAAUAGACUUCCUCACAAAGCAGAUAGAGAAAAUUCAGCCAACCCUUCAGGAGAAACAUGCCAUGAAGCAAGCUGUGAUUGAAGUAAUGAAUGUGAAAAUCCAGCAACUACAACAGAGCCAGCAGACGUCACAGAUGGUUGGGACCACUAAGGCUUAAUGAGAACACCUCAACUUGUCAUGACUGGAUGGGGAUGUUUAAGUUUGUGUGCAAAAAAAUACGUCUACUGUUCUGGGACAAGAAAAUGCCCUCCACUAAUGUAAAGGAGUCAUGUUAAAAUACUGAAAAAUAAAGUUGUUUUUUUGUCUACUUACCUUGUCACCAGGAAAUUAUAAGUAGACUGUUGUAAUGGUAAAACAAUUGUGUAAUUGGUAAAUUUUAAAUUAAUUGAAUUGGUUGUCCAAUUAGUUUGCAUAAUUAAAGAAGUCACUGUGCA